Messenger RNA from Dromiciops gliroides (monito del monte), 1641 nucleotides. RefSeq names its product carbonic anhydrase 12 (gene CA12). The transcript is spliced from 11 exons. Lineage: Eukaryota; Metazoa; Chordata; Mammalia; Microbiotheria; Microbiotheriidae. The record is from RefSeq and is a predicted model, not a curated record. Gene Ontology annotation, molecular function: zinc ion binding; carbonate dehydratase activity. Bases 127 to 1197 code for a protein of 356 amino acids. Gene Ontology annotation, cellular component: plasma membrane.
GCCACAGUGCUCCAGCUGAGAGCACGUGGUAGCAUUCUGCUUGUUCCAGGAGAGGCUUUUCCACUGAGUGAGAAAAAAGAAAAAUCCUGUGAACUACCUACCGGGAGACAGAGAGCUUUCCUGAACAUGCCAGCCCAGAGCUUUAGUACAGCUGGUGCCACCGUGCUUAUCCUUUUCUUAAAGGUGCAAACCUCUGUGCCAGCACCACUUAAUGGAUCGAAGUGGGCCUAUAUUGGUGAUCAUGGAGAGAAAGCCUGGCCAGAGUCCUUCCCUUCCUGUGGAGGAAUGUACCAGUCUCCCAUAGACUUUCACAGUGACAUCCUUCAAUAUGAUUCUACCCUCUCACCCUUAGUGUUAGAGGGUUAUAACAUGUCUUCCAUUGAACAGUUUAUUUUGACUAAUAAUGGACAUUCAGUGAAAUUAGGUCUGCCCCCAAAUAUGUACAUUAAAGGCCUAGGUCCCAGGUACACAGCUUCAGAACUUCACCUGCACUGGGGCAAUCAGAAUAAUCCCCAUGGCUCUGAGCACACAGUUGAUGGAAAGCAUUUUGCAGCUGAGUUACAUAUUGUCCAUUAUAACUCAGACAAAUACCCUGAUGUAUCCACGGCCAGGGACAAAUCAGAAGGACUAGCUGUUCUGGCUGUUCUUAUUGAGAUAGGUUCCUUCAGUCCUUCUUAUGACAAGAUCUUCAGUCACCUUCAAGAUGUUAAAUACAAAGAUCAGAAAGUUCAAAUCCCAGGUUUUAACAUCCAAGACCUUCUUCCUAAGAAUAUAGAGGAAUACUACCGCUACCAAGGUUCUCUGACCACUCCUCCUUGUUUCCCCAGUGUGCUCUGGACAGUUUUCCGAAACCCUGUCCAAAUCUCCCAGGACCAGCUGCUGGCUCUGGAGACAGCUCUGUACUGCACCCAUAUAGACGACCCUUCACCUCUGGAAAUGAUCAACAACUUCCGAAGAGUUCAAAAGUUUGAUGAAAGAAUCGUCCAUGUCUCCUUCCACCAAGAGCAAGACUUUUCCUACGCAGGACUGAGUAUGGGAGUCAUCCUGUCUGUGGCAAUAGCUGGCGUUUUAGGAGUCUCCAUCAUCCUUGCACUAUCAAUUUGGCUUCUUCGACGGAAGAAGAGCAGCAAGAAAGAAGAAAACAAAGGAGUUAUUUACAAACCUGCUGUCAAGAAGGAGGCUGACAUGAAUCCCUGAGAAUCCUAGCCCUCCUUUGAGGCUUUCAUCCAAGGGAAGAUCCUUUGCCUUGGACAGUUUGGGGCUGCUAGGCAUUUUCCAGAGUGGAUCAAUCAAACAUUCCUAUUGGUCUUGUUAUCUUGAUGUGACUUAAGUAGAGUCAGGUGUAAAAAGUCAUCCCCUUAAGUUUUCACUCUGAAGGAAGAAUUUUCCUAUCAGGAAGCACAAACGCUGAGACAUUUGGCAAAUCUAGGCAAGAUUUUGAAUGAAUCUGGAUUCUGGAGCCACACGCUCAGGCACACACUGGUGCCCAGGAGUGGGGAAGUCAACUAUUCCAGCUAGAUUAGCCCAACCACACUCUGCUAAAGAACCUCUGCAAUACCUUAAGGAUAACUGUAUAGGGUCACUAGACCAUGUAUCAGGGACUUACAUAUCAUGCUAUACUCUUGCCACCUACUUUUAAAA